AUGUCGUCAUGGUUCUCCACCGCCUCGUCCUUCCUCGACGCCAUGGACCAGUCUGCCUCCACCAAACUCGAGCCACUGAAGAAGGCACUGGACACCGAUGCCGCCAACGACUCGUUUGCCGAGUUUGACGAGUUUGUGGAAGCCGACGACACAGCCACGCCUCCGGCCACCGUGGCUACCACGACGACGACGACGACGACGACUGCACCACCCGCCACAUCCAUACCCACUACUACCACCACCAAGAUCAUAUCCGCCACGCCUUUGUCUCCGAUGAAGCCAUCGUCUGUACAGGCACCACGCGUGCAUGCAAUGGCACCUGAUCUGGCACCGAAUACAGGUACCGGUAGUGAUGCAGCUGCCGUGGCUCUGGCAAGGGCUGGACUGGCUAGUGGAUCAAGCUCGCCAUCAGGAAAGAGCACUGCUGCGCAGAGUCUACGGCCGUCGCCGUUUGUGUCACGCUCGCCAUCGGCCUCAUCGGCCGAUCUCAUGGCCUUCCUCAACACCGGCUCGCCGUCCAAGCUGGCCGAACCCGCCAGCUUGCCAGAGCUUGCCUCGUCGCCGACUGAGCGUGGCUCGGGCUCGGGUGCGGGCGCGAUGAGCAGCGAGCUUACGGUAUCACAAGAGCCCGCGCUUGUCGCGCCGUCGCCGCCCGCAUCUGCCACGGCUGCGCAGGAGGAGGACGACGACGAUUUGGAGACCGCGGUGCUGAAGCGCGAGCUUCGGACGGCGCGCGCGCGGAACACAGCGCUGCAGGAGACGCUGCGCAAGGCCAAGAUUGCGGUCCGACGCUCCAAGGAGGCGGCCGCGGAACGCGAGGCCGAGCUGCAGGCAGCGCUGGCGGCAGGGGACAAGACCCAGGCUAUGGUGGACGAGGCCAACGGCGAGAUCAACGAGCUUAAGGCUGCUGCGGCCGGGCUUGAGGCGCAGCUGGCGUCGGCGCACUCGGCGAAUCGUGACUUGCAAACCCAGCUGGAGGCUCGCAAGACGGCGCUCCUCUCGUCGGGCAGCCAGUUUGAGGAGGAGCGGGCGAGGCUGAGUGAGCGAAUUAGCGAGCUCGAGGCCGAGGUUGCGGCUCGCGACGAAAAGGUGGCCGCAGCGCGCGGCGUGACGUCGGCCCGCGAGGCCGAGCUUGAGACCGAGCUUGCUGGCAUGGCCGAGGCUCUGGGUGCAAGCCAGGCCGAGGCUGCAGCCGAAGCAGAGGCCCGUGCCGACGCUGUUGCCGGCCUCGCCGAGACCCGCGCCGCGCUGGCGUCGGUCAAGCGCGAGUUUAGCGAGUACCAGGCCCGCGCGUCGUCGGUCCUACAAGAGAACAACAAGGUCAUUGCUGAGCUCCGAGCUGGCUCCAAUGGCUUCGGCGGCCCGGGGGCUGCUACCGCUGCCGCCGGCGACGCAGCCCAGCUUCGGCUCGAGCGCGACGAGCUCAAGCUUGCGCUCGCAUCCGCUACCGCACAACUUAACGAAGCAAUGACCAGGUCCGAGGAAGUAGCCGUUGCUGCCGCCGCCGAGAAGGAGCUUCUGGUCUCGCAGCUCCGCGCCGCAACCGAGGCGGCGACCCGUGCAGAGGCUAGCGUGGCUUCGCUGGAGCGCGAGGCUGUGUCGCGGUUGCAAGUUGCGGCCGCUGCGUCUGAAGAGGCGCGCGCGGCCGAGGAGGCCACCAAGGCCGCGGUAGCAGCCGCAGCCGACCGCGAGGCACAGUUGCUAGCCCAGCUCGACUCGGCUCGCCGCCUCAAGCCCAGCGAAGCCGAGCUCCGCGAGCAACUGGCUGCCGUCGGCGACACUGUGUAUGCCAAGCAAGCGGUCAUCGAAGAGCUCUCGACUGAGAAGCAGACGCUGAUGCUGCGGCUGGAGGGGCUCGAGCGCGAGCUCGCUGCCCUCCGCAAGCAGCAGCCGGCCGGAGUCUCGCUCCCGGGCGCCACCCUUAUCGACAUGCCCAGCUUUGACCAGCUUGAUGACGGGGCCUACGCCUCGGGCCCACGGCAUCGGUUCAAGCCCACCGCCGCCGCCCUGCCGUUCCUCGACGAGCGCAACCCGAGCUCCGGGCCGGUAGCCAAGCGCGUCGGCUCGGCUGCGCGUGUUCUCGACACCUUUUCGCUCUCGCUCGGCGGCUUUCUGCAACGCUACCCGCUUGCCCGUCUCGGCGUCGUCGGCUACAUGCUCAUGGUCCACUGCCUUUUGUUCUGGGUCAUGGCCUUUGUUUCACCCGAGAUCCACGUCGGCGGGGGCGCUGCCCGCGUCCAGUCGUCGCCGGCCGCCCCGGGAUCGCGCGGCUGAGGCGCCUCGCCUCCUCCCCCCAAAAAUGGUAGCUUUGCAAAGUUUAGCCAAGCCGAGCUGUCUUGGCUCUUUCCACCACCUGCAACCGAACCG
Thecamonas trahens ATCC 50062 is the source of this 2367-nucleotide messenger RNA. RefSeq lists its product as uncharacterized. NCBI's taxonomy places the organism in Eukaryota, Apusomonadida, Apusomonadidae. The transcript has 2 exons. Gene Ontology annotation, cellular component: Golgi cisterna; Golgi membrane. Gene Ontology annotation, biological process: Golgi organization; retrograde transport, vesicle recycling within Golgi. The record is from RefSeq and is a predicted model, not a curated record. Bases 1 to 2274 code for a protein of 757 amino acids.